Tribolium castaneum (red flour beetle) is the source of this 1146-nucleotide messenger RNA. It is a transcript of the gene MED4, whose product is annotated as Mediator complex subunit 4. Gene Ontology annotation, biological process: regulation of transcription by RNA polymerase II. The transcript is spliced from 2 exons. Bases 123 to 884 code for a protein of 253 amino acids. NCBI's taxonomy places the organism in Eukaryota, Metazoa, Arthropoda, Insecta, Coleoptera, Tenebrionidae. Gene Ontology annotation, molecular function: transcription coregulator activity. Gene Ontology annotation, cellular component: mediator complex; core mediator complex. The record is from RefSeq and is a predicted model, not a curated record.
AUGGCAUCGCAGUGUGCGCGUUAUUUUGACAUUUGUGUAUUUGAGGUUGUGUUCGAAAUAAAAACUGUUCAAUUGAUUAUUUCGUUUAAUAUUUAAACCCGUGAGUGUUUUUCCCCAUCAUUAUGUCGUCUCAAAUGAGCACGAAGGAAAAACUCCUUUACAUCCUCGACGAUAUUGAGUUAAUCUCCAAAGAAAUAAUCGAGAAUUCAAUCGCCCCCAAGCACCUCAAGCUUUCCGGCCCUGAAUACGCUCAACUGACCGAGCUUUUGGUGGCCAAAAACACCGAACUGACUGAAACCCUUAAACUGGCCGCUGAACAGGCGCAAAUCGACAAAAAAAUGGACAUCUUGAAGGCCGAAGUGGAGCGUCAGGACAACGACAUUAACAACUUGCAAAAACAGCUCAAAGAGGCCGAGCAAAUCCUGGCCACUGCGAUUUAUCAAGCCAACCAGAAACUCCAGUCCAUUUCCCGCGCAAAUAAACGGCCGGUCUCGUCCGAGGAACUUAUCAAAUUUGCGCACAGGAUUAGCGCGUCUAAUGCGAUAUGUGCCCCCUUGACGUGGCAACAGGGGGACCCGCGCCGGCCGUACCCCACCGAUAUUGAGAUGCGGUUGGGGCUGCUGGGGCGGCUGAUGAGCGAUCCAAUUAACGGGCAUUUGUUGCAACAGCAGAACAGUUUGUCAGAUUUACAUAGACAGGGGCACCCGGGGGAAAUACCCGCCGCGCAACAAAAUCAAUUUGCAUGGCAUCCCUCGGGGGAGAUUCACAUGAGUGUGGGGCAAGGGAGUGUCCCGAUGGACACGCGGAACCAUAAACAGGAGACCGAGGAUGUGGAGGUCAUGUCCACGGACUCCAGCAGCAGUUCCUCAAGCGAUUCUCAGUAGUUUUGUGUUUUUUCCCUGGACUUGAUUCAUCAUAUUUAUAUAAAAAAAUUAAGCGAGUUUGUGUGGAGAGUAUACCAUGAGGGGAAAUAAAAUGAUAAAUCAAUAGAUUGAGGCGGCUAUUUGGGGAAAAAGUCUUGUCUGCUUAUCUCAUCAAUCAACUCUUCGUGACAGUUUAGAUAAGAUCUUUGUUUGCGUCUGACGAAUAUUGUUUUCUUAUGUUUGUUUAUAAUGGAAGGAAAAUAAAACACAUUUCAUUGUAAUA